UCUGUCGCCACUCGCCAGUUCCUCUCCGUCUCUGUGUAUGUGUGUGUGGGUUCUGCUUGUGGCAAAUUUCAAGUGGUAGGGUUUGUGUUAAUGGAGAAAGGAGAGGUAGAUACUGAGAAGGUGAUGAAUGGAAUUGCUUCAAUAGCUUUCCUGCCAUGUGGCUCCAUCUCAGGGCAUUUCAUCCAACUCCCUGAUUCGGUCUGCUAUGGCCUCCGUGGUACUGAUUUAAAAUGUGAUAGGGAAUGCAGCAGAGGUGAGGAUUACCGCUUGCUCAAGCUCAAUAUCAUUGAUUACUCUAGGAAGAGAGAACAAGUGGUUAUAGUGGAAUGCAGAGGGCAUGAUGCUGCUCGAUUCCAUAAUGUUGAUAAUGCCCAUGGUUGGGAGAAAGAUGUUGUAGGCAUGGUUGAAGAGAAGCAUGGUAAAACCAAGAUAACUGUUUCUUUUGAGUGUGAAACACUGAAAGCUGAUAAAGCAGCGCAAGACCAUAUCAGGCAGUUCAUGCCCAAUUUGGUUGGACAAGAUGCUGUAGUUAAUGUUGGACGGAUGAGCAUUGCAGGCUUUGACGUUGAAACGGAUGAUGAACAUGAAGAAACACAUAAUUGACAAUAAAGCUUGUGUUUGUACUUAUGCUUAAUACACAAUUUGGAGGUAGACUA
Telopea speciosissima is the source of this 656-nucleotide messenger RNA. RefSeq lists its product as uncharacterized. Lineage: Eukaryota; Viridiplantae; Streptophyta; Magnoliopsida; Proteales; Proteaceae. The transcript is spliced from 8 exons. The record is from RefSeq and is a predicted model, not a curated record. The coding region runs from base 91 to 603 and encodes 170 amino acids.